Messenger RNA from Chaetura pelagica (chimney swift), 195 nucleotides. RefSeq names its product coiled-coil-helix-coiled-coil-helix domain containing 10 (gene CHCHD10). Gene Ontology annotation, biological process: mitochondrion organization. The record is from RefSeq and is a predicted model, not a curated record. Lineage: Eukaryota; Metazoa; Chordata; Aves; Apodiformes; Apodidae. Bases 1 to 195 code for a protein of 64 amino acids. The transcript is spliced from 3 exons. Gene Ontology annotation, cellular component: nucleus; mitochondrion.
AUGGCCCCGGCCCUGUCCCCGUGUCCCCUGUCCCCCGAGCCCCGGCAGCCCGUGUCACCCUACGGACCCUGCCACUACGAGAUGAAGCAGUUCUUGGAAUGUGCCACCAACCAGAGAGACCUGACCUUGUGCGAGGGCUUCAAUGAGGCCCUCAAGCAGUGCAAGUACAGCAACGGUGUUUCUUCUCUCCUGUGA